AAUCAGUGUGAGUACAACAGUAACACUCAUCAACAUUCGUACGCAUUUGAACCACUCUUGCUUCCUAGUUCUAAUACCUUCCCCUUUUCUUUCUUCAUCUGAAAAUGCGGUGUAUCUUAAUCCUCCUUUUUAUUCUGGGCUUGUUUAGAUAUGCUUUGGCUGAAGGAGGGUUUUGCUCUGCUCCUUCUGUGCUUAGCAUUGAAUCAGAAGCGAGACCUCUUUAUUGGAAAGUUGACAACCCCACUCUUUCUCCUCUCCAUCUUCAAGAUUUGCCUGGAUUCACACGCAGUGUUUAUAAGAGAGAUCAUGCUUUGAUAUCACCAGAAAGUCAUGUAUAUAGCCCAUUACCUGAUUGGAUAAAUACAUCAGGGGCAUAUUUAAUUUCACCACAAAUGGGUUCACACUUUGUAAUGUACCUAGCUAAGUUGAAAGAAAAUUCAAGAUCAGGACUACCCUUGCAUGAUGUGGAGAGAUUCAUCUUUGUGCUCCAAGGUGCUGUCACCCUCACUGAUGCUGCUGGUGUUAGCCAUGUAAUGAAGGUGGAUUCAUAUGCUUAUUUACCUCCAAAUUAUGAACAUUCCGUUGAAUGUGAUGCACCUGCUACUGUUGUGGUAUUUGAACGAAGAUAUGUUCUGCUGCCAAAUCAUGUCCCGGAGCCAGUAGUUAAUUCAACAGAUAAGCAGCCACUUCUUGAAACUCCGGGUGAGAUUUUUGAACUGCGGAAGCUACUUCCGACAUCUUUGGCAUAUGACUUCAAUAUCCAUAUAAUGGAUUUUCAACCUGGAGAAUUUCUUAAUGUAAAGGAGGUCCAUUAUAAUCAGCAUGGUUUACUGCUAUUGGAAGGACAGGGCAUCUAUCGUUUGGGUGAUAGUUGGUACCCAGUUCAAGCAGGUGAUGUCAUUUGGAUGGCACCAUUCGUUCCACAAUGGUAUGCUGCCCUCGGGAAAACUAGAACAAGAUAUCUUCUCUACAAAGACGUGAACAGAAGCCCGUUAUAAUUGUAAUGUUGAUGGACGUUAGAUGAAUGUCAUGAAUGAUAUAGUCAUCCGCUUCUUAUUUAACGAUUUAAAUAAACGAAGAAUUGUUACUGAAUAGUGAAUACAUUUAAACGUCUAUCAUAUGCUUAAUGUUUUAGCGUUCGUUCACCUCAAUUUCAUUUUCAUCGAGUAUUGAAUGUACAAUAUUAAAUUAACCGUAGGCUUGAAUAUUUCAUUUUCAUCAUCAAGUUGAGUUUUCAAA
Messenger RNA from Abrus precatorius (Indian licorice), 1239 nucleotides. RefSeq names its product (S)-ureidoglycine aminohydrolase. Lineage: Eukaryota; Viridiplantae; Streptophyta; Magnoliopsida; Fabales; Fabaceae. The transcript has 13 exons. The record is from RefSeq and is a predicted model, not a curated record. Gene Ontology annotation, molecular function: ureidoglycine aminohydrolase activity. Bases 105 to 998 code for a protein of 297 amino acids.